This is a messenger RNA of Closterium sp. NIES-65, 13902 nucleotides long. NCBI's taxonomy places the organism in Eukaryota, Viridiplantae, Streptophyta, Zygnematophyceae, Desmidiales, Closteriaceae. The record is from the annotation of a GenBank genome assembly.
AUGGUCGUGGACGUGGACGUGGACGUGGACGUGGACGUGGACAUGGUCGUGGACGUGGACGUGGACGUGGACGUGGACGUGGACGUGGACGUGGACGUGGAUGUGGACGUGGAGGACAUGGACGUGGACGUGAACACGGACAUGGACGUGGACGUGGACGUGGACGUGGACGUGGACGUGGACGUGGACAUGGACGUGGACGUGGACAUGGACGUGGACUUUGACGUGGAUGUGGACGUGGACGUGGACGUGGACGUGGACGUGGACGUGGACGUGGACAUGGACGUAGACGUCGACGUGGACGUGGACGUGGACGUGGACGUCGACGUGGACGUGGACGUGGACGUAGACGUGGAAGUGGACGUGGACGUGGACAUGGACAUGGACGUGGACGUGGACGUGGACGUAGACGUGGACGUGGACGUGGACGUGGACGUAGACGUGGACGUGGACGUGGACGUGCACGUCGACGUGGACAUGGUCGUGGACGUGGACGUGGACGUGGACAUGGUCGUGGACGUGGACGUGGACGUGGACGUGGACGUGGACGUGGAGGACAUGGACGUGGACGUGAACACGGACGUGGACGUGGACGUGGACGUGGACGUGGACAUAGACAUGGACGUGGACGUGGACAUGGACGUGGACUUGGACGUGGAGGUGGACGUGGACAUUGGACGUGGACACGUGGACGUGGACGUGGUCGUGGACAUGGACGUAGACGUGGACAUGGACGUCGACAUGGACGUGGACAUGGACGUGGACGUGGACGUAGACAUGGACGUGGACAUGGACGUGGACGUGAAUGUGGACAUGGACGUGGACGUGGACGUGUACAUGGACGUGGACAUGGACGUGGACGUGGACGUGGACAUGGACGUGGACGUGGACGUGGACGUGGUCGUGGACGUGGACAUGGGCGUGGACGUGGACGUGGACAUGGGCGUGGACGUGGACGUGGACGUCGACGUGGACGUGGACAUGCACGUGGACGUGGACGUGGACAUGGACGUGGACGUGGACGUGGACGACAUGUACAUGGACGUGGACGUAGACGAGGACAUGGACGUGGACGUGGACGUGGACGUGGACGUGGACAUGGACGUGGACGUGGACGUGGACGUGGGCGUGGACAUGGACGUGGACGUGGACGUGGACGUGGACGUGGACGUGGGCGUAGACAUGGACGUGGACGUGGACGUGGACGUGGUCGUGGACGCGGACGUGGACGUCGACGUGGACGUGGACGUGGACGUGGACGAGGACGUGGACGUGGACGUGGAGGAGGACGUGGAUGUGGACGUGGACGUGGACGUGGACGUCGACGUCGACGUGGACGUGGAGGUGGACGUGGACGUGGACGUGGACGUGGACGUGGAGGUGGACUUGGACGUGGACGUGGACGUGGACGUGGACGUGGACGUAGACGUGGACGUGGACAUGGACAUGGACGUGGAAGUGGACGUGGACGUGGACGUGGACGUGGAUGUAGACAUGGACGUGGACGUGGACGUGGACGUGGAAGUGGACGUGGACAUGGACGUGUACGUGGAAGUGGACGUAGACGUGGACGUGGACGUGGACAUGGACGUGGACGUGGACGUGGACGUGGACGUAGACAUGGACGUGGACAUGGACAUGGACGUGGACGUGGACCUGGACGUGGACGUGGACGUGGACGUAGACGUGGACGUGGACGUGGACGUGCACGUGGACGUGGACAUGGUCGUGGACGUGGACGUGGACGUGGACGUGGACAUGGUCGUGGACGUGGACGUGGACAUGGACGUGGACGUGGACAUGGACGUGGACCUGGAUGUGGACGUGGACAUGGACAUGGACGUGGACGUGGACAUAAACAUGGACUUGGACGUCAACGUGGACGUGGACGUGGACGUGGACGUGGACAUGGACGUGGACGUGGACUUGGACGUGGACAUGGACGUGGACAUGGACGUGGACGUGGACGUGGACAUGGACGUGGACGUGGACGUGGACGUGGUCGUGGACGUGGACAUGGGCGUGGACGUGGACGUGGACGUGGACAUGGGCGUGGACGUGGACGUGGACGUCGACGUGGACGUGGACAUGGACGUGGACGUGGACGUGGACAUGGACGUGGACGUGGACGUGGACGUAAACGUGAACGUGGACGUGGACGUGGACAUGGAGGUGGACGUUGAUGUAGACGUGGACGAGGACAUGGACGUGGACGUGGACGUAGACGAGGACAUGGACGUGGACGUGGACGUGGACGUGGACGUGGACAUGGACGUAGACGUGGACGUGGACGUGGACGUGGACGUGGACAUGGACGUGGACGUGGACGUGGACGUGGACGUGGACGUGGACGUGGACGUGGACGUAGACCUGGACGUGGACGUGGACGUGGACGUGGACGUGGUCGUGGACGCGGACGUGGACAUGGACGUGGACGUGGACGUGGACGUGGACGAGGACGUGGACGUGGACGUGAAGGAGGACGUGGACGUGGACGUGGACGUGGACGUGGACGUCGACGUCGACGUGGACGUGGAGGUGGACGUGGACGUGGACGUGGACGUGGAGGUGGACUUGGACGUGGACGUGGACGUGGACGUGGACGUGGACGUGGACGUAGACGUGGACGUGGACAUGGACAUGGACGUGGAAGUGGACGUGGACGUGGACGUGGACGUAGACAUGGACGUGGACGUGGACGUGGACGUGGAAGUGGACGUGGACAUGGACGUGGACGUGGACGUGGACGUAGACGUGGACGUGGACGUGGACAUGGACGUGGACGUGGACGUGGACGUGGACGUGGACGUAGACAUGGACGUGGACAUGGACAUGGACGUGGACGUGGACCUGGACGUGGACGUGGACGUGGACGUAGACGUGGACGUAGACGUGGACGUGCACGUGGACGUGGACAUGGUCGUGGACGUGGACGUGGACGUGGACGUGGACAUGGUCGUGGACGUGGACGUGGACGUGGACGUGGACAUGGACGUGGACGUGGACGUGGACGUGGACAUGGACGUGGACGUGGACGUGGACAUGGACGUGGACGUGGACGUGGACGUGGACAUGGACGUGGACGUGGACGUGGACGUGGACGUAGACAUGGACAUGGAUAUGGACGUGGACGUGGACAUGGACGUAGACGUGGACGUGGACGUAGACGUGGACGUGGACGUGGACGUGGACGUGGACGUGGACGUAGACGUGGACGUGGACGUGGAGGUGGACGUGGACGUGGACGUGGACAUGGACGUGGACGUGCACGUGGACAUGGACGUAGACGUGGAGGACUUGGACGUGGAUAUUGAUGUGGACAUGGACAUGGACGUGGACGUGGACAUGGUCGUGGACGUGGACGUGGACGUGGACGUGGACGUGGACGUGGACAUGGACGUGGACGUGGAUGUGGUCAUGAACGUGGACGUGGACGUGGAGGACUUGGACGUGGACGUGGACAUGGACGUGGACGUGGACGUGGACGUGGACGUGGACGUGGACGAGGACGUGGACAUGGACGUGGACGUGGACGUGGACGUGGACAUGGACGUGGACGUGGACAUGGACGUGGACGUGGACGUGGAGAUGGACGUGGACAUGGACGUGGACGUGGACGUGGACAUGGACGUGGACGUGGACGUGGACGUGGACAUGGGCGUGGACGUGGACGUGGACGUGGACAUGGACGUGGAUGUAGACAUGGACGUGGACGUGGACGUGGACGUGGAAGUGGACGUGGACAUGGACGUGUACGUGGAAGUGGACGUAGACGUGGACGUGGACGUGGACAUGGACGUGGACGUGGACGUGGACGUGGACGUAGACAUGGACGUGGACAUGGACAUGGACGUGGACGUGGACCUGGACGUGGACGUGGACGUGGACGUAGACGUGGACGUGGACGUGGACGUGCACGUGGACGUGGACAUGGUCGUGGACGUGGACGUGGACGUGGACGUGGACAUGGUCGUGGACGUGGACGUGGACAUGGACGUGGACGUGGACAUGGACGUGGACCUGGAUGUGGACGUGGACAUGGACAUGGACGUGGACGUGGACAUAAACAUGGACUUGGACGUCAACGUGGACGUGGACGUGGACGUGGACGUGGACAUGGACGUGGACGUGGACUUGGACGUGGACAUGGACGUGGACAUGGACGUGGACGUGGACGUGGACAUGGACGUGGACGUGGACGUGGACGUGGUCGUGGACGUGGACAUGGGCGUGGACGUGGACGUGGACGUGGACAUGGGCGUGGACGUGGACGUGGACGUCGACGUGGACGUGGACAUGGACGUGGACGUGGACGUGGACAUGGACGUGGACGUGGACGUGGACGUAAACGUGAACGUGGACGUGGACGUGGACAUGGAGGUGGACGUUGAUGUAGACGUGGACGAGGACAUGGACGUGGACGUGGACGUAGACGAGGACAUGGACGUGGACGUGGACGUGGACGUGGACGUGGACAUGGACGUAGACGUGGACGUGGACGUGGACGUGGACGUGGACAUGGACGUGGACGUGGACGUGGACGUGGACGUGGACGUGGACGUGGACGUGGACGUAGACCUGGACGUGGACGUGGACGUGGACGUGGACGUGGUCGUGGACGCGGACGUGGACAUGGACGUGGACGUGGACGUGGACGUGGACGAGGACGUGGACGUGGACGUGAAGGAGGACGUGGACGUGGACGUGGACGUGGACGUGGACGUCGACGUCGACGUGGACGUGGAGGUGGACGUGGACGUGGACGUGGACGUGGAGGUGGACUUGGACGUGGACGUGGACGUGGACGUGGACGUGGACGUGGACGUAGACGUGGACGUGGACAUGGACAUGGACGUGGAAGUGGACGUGGACGUGGACGUGGACGUAGACAUGGACGUGGACGUGGACGUGGACGUGGAAGUGGACGUGGACAUGGACGUGGACGUGGACGUGGACGUAGACGUGGACGUGGACGUGGACAUGGACGUGGACGUGGACGUGGACGUGGACGUGGACGUAGACAUGGACGUGGACAUGGACAUGGACGUGGACGUGGACCUGGACGUGGACGUGGACGUGGACGUAGACGUGGACGUAGACGUGGACGUGCACGUGGACGUGGACAUGGUCGUGGACGUGGACGUGGACGUGGACGUGGACAUGGUCGUGGACGUGGACGUGGACGUGGACGUGGACAUGGACGUGGACGUGGACGUGGACGUGGACAUGGACGUGGACGUGGACGUGGACAUGGACGUGGACGUGGACGUGGACGUGGACAUGGACGUGGACGUGGACGUGGACGUGGACGUAGACAUGGACAUGGAUAUGGACGUGGACGUGGACAUGGACGUAGACGUGGACGUGGACGUAGACGUGGACGUGGACGUGGACGUGGACGUGGACGUGGACGUAGACGUGGACGUGGACGUGGAGGUGGACGUGGACGUGGACGUGGACAUGGACGUGGACGUGCACGUGGACAUGGACGUAGACGUGGAGGACUUGGACGUGGAUAUUGAUGUGGACAUGGACAUGGACGUGGACGUGGACAUGGUCGUGGACGUGGACGUGGACGUGGACGUGGACGUGGACAUGGACGUGGACGUGGAUGUGGUCAUGAACGUGGACGUGGACGUGGAGGACUUGGACGUGGACGUGGACAUGGACGUGGACGUGGACGUGGACGUGGACGUGGACGUGGACGAGGACGUGGACAUGGACGUGGACGUGGACGUGGACGUGGACAUGGACGUGGACGUGGACAUGGACGUGGACGUGGACGUGGAGAUGGACGUGGACAUGGACGUGGACGUGGACGUGGACAUGGACGUGGACGUGGACGUGGACGUGGACAUGGGCGUGGACGUGGACGUGGACGUGGACAUGGACGUGGACGUGGACAUGGACGUAGACGUGGACGUGGACGUGGACGUGCACGUGGACGUGGACAUGGUCGUGGACGUGGACGUGGACGUGGACGUGGACAUGGUCGUGGACGUGGACGUGGACGUGGACAUGGACGUGGACGUGGACGUGGACAUGGAUGUCGACGUGGACGUGGAGGACUUGGACGUGGACAUGGACGUGGACAUGGACGUGGACAUGGACGUGGACGUGAACAUGGACGUGGACGUGGACGUGGACGUGGACGUGGACAUGGACGUCGACAUGGACGUGGACUUGGACGUGGACGUGGACGUGGACAUGGACGUGGACGUGGACGUGGACGUGGACGUGGACGUGGACAUGGUCACAUGGACGGUGGACGUGGUCGUGGACGUGGACGUGGACGUGGGCCUCGACGUGGACGUGGGCGUGGACGUGGACGUGGACGUGGACGUGGACGUGGACGAGGACAUGGACGUGGACGUAGACGAGGACAUGGACGUGGACGUGGACGUGGACGUGGACGUGGACGUGGAGGUGGACGUGGACGUGGACGUGGACGUGGACGUGGACGUGGACGUCAACGUGGACGUGGACGUGGACGUAGACGUGGAAGUGGACGUGGACGUGGACAUGGACAUGGACGUGGACGUGGACGUGGACGUGGACGUGGACGUAGACGUGGACGUGGACGUGGACGUGGACGUGGACGUAGACGUGGACGUGGACGUUGACGUGCACGUCGACGUGGACAUGGUCGUGGACGUGGACGUGGACGUGGACGUGGACGUGGACAUGGUCGUGGACGUGGACGUGGACGUGGACGUGGACGUGGACGUGGACGUGGAUGUGGACGUGGAGGACAUGGACGUGGACGUGAACACGGACAUGGACGUGGACGUGGACGUGGACGUGGACGUGGACGUGGACAUAGACAUGGACGUGGACGUGGACAUGGACGUGGACUUUGACGUGGAUGUGGACGUGGACGUGGACGUGGACGUGGACGUGGACGUGGACAUGGACGUAGACGUCGACGUGGACGUGGACGUGGACGUGGACGUCGACGUGGACGUGGACGUGGACGUAGACGUGGAAGUGGACGUGGACGUGGACAUGGACAUGGACGUGGACUUGGACGUGGACGUAGACGUGGACGUGGACGUGGACGUGGACGUAGACGUGGACGUGGACGUGGACGUGCACGUCGACGUGGACAUGGUCGUGGACGUGGACGUGGACGUGGACAUGGUCGUGGACGUGGACGUGGACGUGGACGUGGACGUGGACGUGGAGGACAUGGACGUGGACGUGAACACGGACGUGGACGUGGACGUGGACGUGGACGUGGACAUAGACAUGGACGUGGACGUGGACAUGGACGUGGACUUGGACGUGGAGGUGGACGUGGACAUGGACGUGGACGUGGACGUGGACGUGGACAUGGACGUGGACGUGGACGUGGACGUGGACGUGGACGUGGACGUGGAUGUGGACGAGGACAUAGACGUGGACGUGGACGUGGUCGUGGACAUGGACGUAGACGUGGACAUGGACGUCGACAUGGACGUGGACAUGGACGUGGACGUGGACGUAGACGUAGAUAUGGACGUGGACGUGGACAUGGACGUGGACAUGGACGUGGUCGUGAAUGUGGACAUGGACGUGGACGUGGACGUGUACAUGGACGUGGACAUGGACGUGGACGUGGACCUGGACAUGGACGUGGACAUGGUCGUGGAUGUGGACGUGGACGUGGACGUGGACGAGGACAUGGACGUGGACGUGGACGUGGACGUGGACGUGGACAUGGACGUGGACGUGCACGUGGACAUGGACGUAGACGUGGACGUAGAGGACUUGGACGUGGAUAUGAAUGUGGACAUGGACGUGGACGUGGACGUGGACAUGGUCGUAGACGUGGACGUGGACAUGGACGUGGACGUCGACGUGGUCGUGGACGUGGACGUGGACGUAGAGGACUUGGAUGUGGACGUGGACUUGGACGUGGACGUGGACGUGGACGUGGACAUGGACGUGGACGUGGACAUGGACGUGGACAUGGACGUGGACGUGGACAUGGACAUGGACGUGGACGUGGACAUAAACAUGGACUUGGACGUCAACGUGGACGUGGACGUGGACGUGGACGUGGACAUGGACGUGGACGUGGACGUGGACGUGGACAUGGACGUGGACAUGGACGUGGACGUGGACGUGGACAUGGACGUGGACGUGGACGUGGACGUGGUCGUGGACGUGGACAUGGGCGUGGACGUGGACGUGGACAUGGGCGUGGACGUGGACGUGGACGUCGACGUGGACGUGGACAUGCACGUGGACGUGGACGUGGACAUGGACGUGGACGUGGACGUGGACGUAAACGUGAACGUGGACGUGGACGUGGACAUGGAGGUGGACGUGGACGUAGACGUGGACGAGGACAUGGACGUGGACGUGGACGUAGACGAGGACAUGGACGUGGACGUGGACGUGGACGUGGACGUGGACAUGGACGUGGACGUGGACGUGGACGUGGGCGUGGACAUGGACGUGGACGUGGACGUGGACGUGGACGUGGACGUGGGCGUAGACAUGGACGUGGACGUGGACGUGGACGUGGUCGUGGACGCGGACGUGGACGUCGACGUGGACGUGGACGUGGACGUGGACGAGGACGUGGACGUGGACGUGGAGGAGGACGUGGAUGUGGACGUGGACGUGGACGUGGACGUCGACGUCGACGUGGACGUGGAGGUGGACGUGGACGUGGACGUGGACGUGGACGUGGAGGUGGACUUGGACGUGGACGUGGACGUGGACGUGGACGUGGACGUAGACGUGGACGUGGACAUGGACAUGGACGUGGAAGUGGACGUGGACGUGGACGUGGACGUGGAUGUAGACAUGGACGUGGACGUGGACGUGGACGUGGAAGUGGACGUGGACAUGGACGUGUACGUGGAAGUGGACGUAGACGUGGACGUGGACGUGGACAUGGACGUGGACGUGGACGUGGACGUGGACGUAGACAUGGACGUGGACAUGGACAUGGACGUGGACGUGGACCUGGACGUGGACGUGGACGUGGACGUAGACGUGGACGUGGACGUGGACGUGCACGUGGACGUGGACAUGGUCGUGGACGUGGACGUGGACGUGGACGUGGACAUGGUCGUGGACGUGGACGUGGACAUGGACGUGGACGUGGACAUGGACGUGGACCUGGAUGUGGACGUGGACAUGGACAUGGACGUGGACGUGGACAUAAACAUGGACUUGGACGUCAACGUGGACGUGGACGUGGACGUGGACGUGGACGUGGACAUGGACGUGGACGUGGACUUGGACGUGGACAUGGACGUGGACAUGGACGUGGACGUGGACGUGGACAUGGACGUGGACGUGGACGUGGACGUGGUCGUGGACGUGGACAUGGGCGUGGACGUGGACGUGGACAUGGGCGUGGACGUGGACGUGGACGUCGACGUGGACGUGGACAUGGACGUGGACGUGGACGUGGACGUGGACGUGGACGUGGACAUGGACGUGGACGUGGACGUGGACGUAAACGUGAACGUGGACGUGGACGUGGACAUGGAGGUGGACGUUGAUGUAGACGUGGACGAGGACAUGGACGUGGACGUGGACGUAGACGAGGACAUGGACGUGGACGUGGACGUGGACGUGGACGUGGACAUGGACGUAGACGUGGACGUGGACGUGGACGUGGACGUGGACAUGGACGUGGACGUGGACGUGGACGUGGACGUGGACGUGGACGUGGACGUGGACGUGGACGUAGACCUGGACGUGGACGUGGACGUGGACGUGGACGUGGUCGUGGACGCAGACGUGGACAUGGACGUGGACGUGGACGUGGACGUGGACGAGGACGUGGACGUGGACGUGGAGGAGGACGUGGACGUGGACGUGGACGUGGACGUGGACGUCGACGUCGACGUGGACGUGGAGGUGGACGUGGACGUGGACGUGGACGUGGAGGUGGACUUGGACGUGGACGUGGACGUGGACGUGGACGUGGACGUGGACGUAGACGUGGACGUGGACAUGGACAUGGACGUGGAAGUGGACGUGGACGUGGACGUGGACGUAGACAUGGACGUGGACGUGGACGUGGACGUGGAAGUGGACGUGGACAUGGACGUGGACGUGGACGUGGACGUAGACGUGGACGUGGACGUGGACAUGGACGUGGACGUGGACGUGGACGUGGACGUAGACAUGGACGUGGACAUGGACAUGGACGUGGACGUGGACCUGGACGUGGACGUGGACGUGGACGUAGACGUGGACGUGGACGUGCACGUGGACGUGGACAUGGUCGUGGACGUGGACGUGGACGUGGACGUGGACAUGGUCGUGGACGUGGACGUGGACGUGGACGUGGACAUGGACGUGGACGUGGACGUGGACGUGGACAUGGACGUGGACGUGGACGUGGACAUGGACGUGGACGUGGACGUGGACAUGGACGUGGACGUGGACGUGGACGUGGACGUAGACAUGGACAUGGAUAUGGACGUGGACGUGGACAUGGACGUGGACGUGGACGUGGACGUAGACGUGGACGUGGACGUGGACGUGCACGUGGACGUGGACAUGGUCGUGGACGUGGACGUGGACGUGGACGUGGACGUGGACGUGGACAUGGUCGUGGACGUGGACGUGGAGGACUUGGACGUGGACAUGGACAUGGACGUGGACGUGAACAUGGACGUGGACGUGGACGUGGACGUGGACAUAGAUAUGGACGUGGACGUGGACAUGGACGUGGACUUGGACGUGGACGUGGACGUGGACAUGGACGUGGACGUGGACGUAGACGUGGACGUAGACGUGGACGUGGACGUGGACGUGGUCGUGGACGUGGACGUGGACGUGGACGUGGACGUGGUCGUGGACGUGGACGUGGACGUGGACGUGGACGUGGACGUGGACAUGGACGUGGACGUUGACGUGGACGUGGACGUGGACGUAGACGUGGACGAGGACAUGGACGUGGACGUGGAGGUGGACGUGGACAUGGACAUGGACGUGGACGUGGACGUGGACGUGGACAUGGACGUGGACGUGGACGUGGACGUGGACGUGGACGUGGACGUAGUCAUGGACGUGGACAUGGACAUGGAUGUGGACGUGGACAUGGACGUGGACGUGGACGUGGACGUAGACGUGGACGUGGACGUGCACGUGGACGUGGACAUGGUCGUGGACGUGGACGUGGACGUGGACGUGGACGUGGACAUGGUCGUGGACGUGGACGUGGACGUGGACGUGGACAUGGACGUGGACGUGGACGUGGACAUGGACGUGGACGUGGAGGUGGAGGACUUGGACGUGGACAUGGACAUGAACGUGGACGUGAACAUGGACGUUGACGUGGACGUGGACGUGGACGUAGACAUAGACGUGGACGUGGACGUGGACAUGGACGUGGACUUGGACGUGGACGUGGACGUGUACAUGGACGUGGACGUGGACGUAAACGUGGACGUGGACGUGGACGUGGACGUGGACGUGGUCGUGGACGUGGACGUGGACGUGGACGUGGACAUGGUCGUGGACGUGGACGUGGACGUGGACAUGGACGUGGACAUGGACGUGGACGUGGACGUGGACGGGGACAUGGACGUGGACGUGGACGUGGACGUGGACAUGGACGUGGACAUGGACGUGGACGUGGACGUGGACCUGGACGUGGACGAGGACAUAGACGUGGACGUGGACGUGGACGUGGACGUGGACAUGGACGUAGACGUGGACAUGGACGUCAACAUGGACGUGGACAUGGACGUGGACGUGGACGUAGACGUGGAUAUGGACGUGGACGUGGACAUGGACGUGGACAUGGACGUGGUCUUGAAUGUGGACAUGGACGUGGACGUGGACGUGUACGUGGACGUGGACAUGGACGUGGACGUGGACGUGGACAUGGACGUGGACGUGGACGUGGACGUGGACAUGGACGUGGACGUGGACGUGGACGUGGACAUGGACAUGGACGUGGACGUGGACGUGGACGUGGACGAGGACAUAGACGUGGACGUGGACGUGGACGUGGACAUGGACGUAGACGUGGACAUGGACGUGGACGUGGACGUGGACAUGGACAUGGACGUGGACGUAGACGUGGACGUGGACAUGGACGUGGUCGUGAAUGUGGACGUGGACGAGGACAUAGACGUGGACGUGGACGUGGACGUAGACGUGGACGUGGACGUGGACGUGGACGUAGACAUGGACGUGGACAUGGACGUGGACAUGGACGUGGACAUGGACGUGGACGUGGACGUGGACGUGGACAUGGACGUGGACAUGGACGUGGAGGACUUGGACGUGGACAUGGACAUGGACGUGGACGUGAACAUGGACGUGGACGUGGACGUGGACGUGGACAUAGACGUGGACGUGGACGUGGACAUGGACGUGGACUUGGACGUGGACGUGGACGUGGACAUGGUCGUGGACGUGGACGUGGACGUGGACGUGGACGUGGACGUGGUCGUGGACGUGGACGUGGACGUGGACGUGGACGUGGACAUGGACGUGGACGUGGACGUUGACGUGGACGUGGACGUGGACGUGGACAUGGACGUGGACGUAGACGUGGACGUGGACGUGGAGGUGGACGUGGACAUGGACGUGGACGUGGACGUGGACGUGGACGUGGACGUAGACAUGGACGUGGACGUGGACGUGGACGUGGACGUAGACAUGGACAUGGACAUGGACAUGGACGUGGACGUGGACAUGGACGUGGACGUGGACGUGGCAUGGACGUGGACGUGGACGUGGACGUGGACAUGGUCACGUGGACGUGGACAUGGACGUGGACGUGGACGUGACGUGGACGUGGACGUGGACAUGGACGUGGACUUGGACGUGGACGUGGACAUGGACGUGGACGUGGACGUAGACGUGGACGUGGACGUGGACGUGGACGUGGACAUGGUCGUGGACGUGGACGUGGACGUGGACGUGGACAUGGUCAUGGACGUGGACGUGGACGUGGACGUGGACGUGGACAUGGACGUGGACGUGGACGUGGACAUGGACGUUGACGUGGACGUGGACGUGGACGUGGACAUGGACGUGGACGUGGACGUAGACGUGGACGUGGACAUGGACGUGGAUGUGGACGUGGACGUGGACGUGGACGAGGACAUAGACGUGGACCGGGACGUGGACGUGGACGUGGACAUGGACGUAGACGUGGACAUGGACGUCGACAUGGACGUGGACAUGGACGUGGACGUGGACGUAGACGUGGAUAUGGACGUGGACGUGGACAUGGACGUGGACAUGGACGUGGUCGUGAAUGUGGACAUGGACGUGGACGUGGACGUGUACGUGGACGUGGACAUGGACGUGGAGGUGGACGUGGACGUGGACGUGGACGUGGACGUGGACGUGGAUGUGGACGUGGACGUGGACGUGGACAUGGACGUGGACGUGGACGUGGACGUGGACGUGGACAAGGACAUAGACGUGGACGUGGACGUGGACGUGGACGUGGACAUGGACGUACACGUGGACAUGGACGUGGACGUGGACGUGGACAUGGACGUGGACGUGGACGUAGACGUGGACGUGGACAUCGACGUGGUCGUGAAUGUGGACGUGGACGAGGACAUAGACGUGGACGUGGACGUGGACGUGGACGUAGACGUGGACGUGGACGUGGACGUGGACGUAGACAUGGACGUGGACAUGGACAUGGACGUGGACGUGGACGUGGACGUGGACAUGGACGUGGACGUGGACGUGGACGUGGACGUGGACGAGGAGAUAGACGUGGACGUGGACGUGGACGUGGACGUGGACAUGGACGUAGACGUGGACAUGGACGUGGACAUAGACGUGGACAUGUACGUGGACGUGGACGUAGACGUGGAUAUGGACGUGGACGUGGACAUGGACGUGGACAUGGACGUGGUCGUGAAUGUGGACAUGGACGUGGACGUGGACGUGUACGUGGAUGGGACAUAG